Cataglyphis hispanica is the source of this 2054-nucleotide messenger RNA. RefSeq names its product protein spindle-F (gene spn-F). The transcript has 5 exons. The record is from RefSeq and is a predicted model, not a curated record. NCBI's taxonomy places the organism in Eukaryota, Metazoa, Arthropoda, Insecta, Hymenoptera, Formicidae. The coding region runs from base 570 to 1619 and encodes 349 amino acids.
CAUCAAGUGUCACGAUUGUUUUUCCUCUAUAUGCGAACUAAUAAAUAUUAAAUUCAACAUUUUUCUCGUCUUAUCUAUUCGUCUUAGUGACCUCUUAUCGUUCAACUAUUAAACAGCGCAAUCAGGCGAGACGCGACACUUCUGUCAAUAGGGAAGAGUGGGGAGAGACGCGAUCAGAUGAUCCGAUGACAGACAGCAGACACACAUAUAUCACACAUAUGUUUUCACGGAAUGCUUGAUAAAUCUAACGGAAAAUGGGGAAUUACCGGUGUAUCGUGCAUUAUUUCGCCAUAACGCAGUGGCUUUCGCAAAUAUUGGGGCAAAAGUGACAUCUCGGAUAUCACUCGUAACUCGCAGGGAGACUCGAGCUCAUGCAUUUAUUUAUUUAUUUUGUGUCCUUGCGGCAGACACAUACAAUGUAGAAUCUCCUAACCUCGCAUCCGCAUGAAUAAACUCGACAGGAGUAGGACUCGCGGAAGAUCUGUAAAGCACAGUGCAAAAGACAUUUCGUAUUUUACUUCGUUCCCACUUCGUCCCCAUUAAUCGAAACGCAUCGAUCGAAUUUCACGAUGAACGAGAAUCCGGAGAACAUUACCUCGGAAUCGUUCUACGCGCUGGUAGUCGCCUUUGAAACCAUGAAGGAACGUUGUCAACGAUUGCAGACGCGGCUGACAGCGGUGGAGAAGGAAAACAUGUGUCUUAGGCUUGGAAGAAAUGCGUCGACAGCAAUCGUCAAAGCAGAUAACAGCAAUGACGAGUCUACGCUACAGGAAAAGAUUGAGGAACUUACAAAACAAAAAUCUCAGCUGUCCGAUCACAUGUUUAUGGUAGCAGCAGAAAAUCGUCAGUUAUGGAACAGAUUAACGAGAUUGACAAAGACCAAUAAAUCUCUUGGUAGUCAGUUGAUUAAAAUCUCAGAUACACUUAAACAGCAUCCUGCUAUACAGCCAUCUGAUAUUACAUCGUACAACUUUCGUGAUGUAUCUAAUUUGGAUAAAUCAGAUGCUAAUAAGAAAUAUUUAUUAACUACAGAUGGUGAGAAGGAACAAAGUUUGGAAGAAAUAUCUCUUCGAUUGAUAAAUAGUAUUAUGUUAGAAAAAUCUGAUCUUGAGCAACAAUAUGCCGAGAUGGUGGAGUUACAGAAUAACUCGGAAUUGAAUUUACAAAAAAUUGGUUUUACAUAUCCAGAAGAUUCCGAUACAGAUUCAUUGGAACAAAUGAAACAGGUUGAAAUUCGCUUGUUCCAAGCUAAAGAUGCCUUACUCGGACAGCAAACUAGAUUAAAAAGGACCUUGCAGAACCUUAAAAAAAUGAGAAAAGGUACAACAUGUAAUAAUUGUCGAGAAAAAGCAAAUAAAAAAUUGUGUCAAACAGGUACACAAUUUGAUUCCAGUGAUAGCUUCAAGGAGCAUGAAGCUACUCAAACUAGUCUUACGACACCCAGCAUUUCUAUGGAAAAAUAUCCUAACUUAAAUGAUAAUAUAGAUUCAGAUAUCAAUACAUGUCCAUUGUGUGGUAUUGUUUAUGGAAAAUCCAAAUUAUUUACGGAAUUCCAUGAACAUGUCUUAAGUCAUUUUACCAAGGAAGUGUCUACAGAUGAUUUUGAGCUUGUACAUUGACUUUAGUAUUUGAAUCAAUACUGAUUUAUUAUUUAUAAUAGUUUUCUUCAGAGUUUGUAUAUAAACAAAUUUGACGAGAUACAAAAUAUUAAAAUAGAUAAAAUAUGUACAAUAUGACAAACUGUAAGCGCAACAUAGAAAACUGUGAAACAAAGGAUGACUCUAUUGCAAUAUAAAGAUUUUAUUUUUGUAUCAAUAAACUCAGUUGUAAAUUUAAAAUUAGGAUCUACUUUUCAUUAUAUCAGAAAUAAUUAUAAAUAGUAAAAAAAUAUGAAUAUUUAUGUAAUAAAAACACUACAACAUUUAUAGUUUCUUUUUAUAUUAAUAUAAUUUAUUAUUCAACGAAACAUAUUACUUACGAAGUGUAAAAAAUUCUAAUUUCCGAAAAUUUCAUAGGUGAGAACAUACCAACUUUUAAAAGUGGAAGAUUGAAUU